Molecule: messenger RNA, 6630 nt
Organism: Canis lupus familiaris (dog)
Lineage: Eukaryota; Metazoa; Chordata; Mammalia; Carnivora; Canidae
Gene: GAPT
Product: GRB2 binding adaptor protein, transmembrane
Exons: 4
Coding region: 1435-2295 (286 amino acids)
Cellular component (GO): membrane
Molecular function (GO): protein binding
Source: RefSeq, a predicted model, not a curated record
AAUGCGAUCCCGACAGUGGGCCUGAGGCGCUCCGCGCACGCCCGCCCGCGCGGCACACGGUGGUCCUCCGCGUGGUCCACACCGGACUGUUCGGGAGCGUAGACCCGGAUUUCAUGCGGAACGUCCGCGGUCGACCGAAUGCUGAGGUCCAUUUGGCAAAGAUCCGUACGCCGGUGUGCAGUAACCAAAGAACUGAAGUAAGGAUGAGAAACGUCCCGAGCAUCUGUUCUUCGCGGCCCUCUUCGCCGAGAAGGCCGUCAGCGGAGAGUGGAGCAAGUUCCUCACCGACCCCUGAAGUAAAGGGACGGCGUGGGACGGCUCUGGACGUGCAGGCGGGCUUCUCCAGGCAGCAGGCCUGCUCCAGGCUGGCGAACGGGUCUGCGUGCAUCUGGGGAGCAGAGGGCACCCCUGGGCUCAUGGCUACAGGGAGGAUGGUGUGAAUGUUCGUCCCCACCCCCACCCCCACGCCCACGCCCACGCCCCCUCCGGCCCCGUCACCCUGGGAGCAAAGUCUACUUUCACUUGGGAGAAACAGGCCUGGGCUCGCCCUCACCUGCUGCAAGCGCCCCGGGGCCUUUCCCUGUCGACCGGGGAAUGGCAGCGACGCCCCCCGUGCCCUAGGGGGCGAGCGUAGGGCGCGGAAGGUCGGCCGCGGCUCCCUUCAGGGACGGGGGACGGGCGCGGACCUCCAGGGCGCGCAGGACUGAGGGGCCCUUCCUCCGAGCGCCCCCCGGGGGCUCCCGCGAGCCGCGCGUGCACACACUGACCGGCAUCUAGGAGCACGGAGGGUCUGCUGCGUCUCAUUAGCCGAGGCGCGGCUCCCGCUCGUUGGCAGAGCCCGAGGGCGUGCGGACACCCGCACCGAGGCCCGUGCCGAGCCCGGCUCCUACCUGCACGGGCGGAAGCGCAGCCCGUCCCAGGCGGGACGCUGUAGGGUGACAGGAGGCACCUCGGGCCCCGGGCGCGGUGCCCCUCACGCAAGGGUGAGCAGGACAAGAAGGUGUCCCCGGGUCAGCAAAAGCGAGCAGUCGGAUCUGGGGCUCGGAGCAGCUCGCGGUGCCCCGCGGGGACAGGGCCUUGCACGCCCGCCGUCCCUCCCCCUCCCCGGCCCCGGGCGCCGCGUGGGCUCCGAGCCGCGCGCAGGACGCCCGGGGGAGAGGCCUCCCGAGUAAGAAGGGAUAGAGGCUUCCACGGCAACCGCGUCUAGCCCGGGGUGCUUUCGGCACCACUACCUCCGUAUUAUCCAUGACAGCCAAGUAUGAAAGCAACCUGUGUCCCUCAACAGAUGAAUAAAGAGAAUGUGAAAAGAAAAAGGAUACAUUUCUUCUUCUCUAAAAAGUCUUCUUGUGUUUAUCUCAGUACUAUCCUAUUAUCUAGGAAUAUAAAGAUGAAAAGACCUGAUCCCUGCCCACCAUUUACCCAGGAACCAUCUGGAUGGCAGAUCGUUCAACCAUCUCUUUCUUGAGUUGUCUGCUCUGCCAUUAUCUUCCACUCAUUUCUGCUUCAUUGUGUGAUUCACUGAAAGAAAGUGGAGUAGAAUCAAUUAAAGUCCCCCCUGACACGGUGCAAUUAUCCAUUAACGGUUGUAAUGUGGAAAAGAUCGCAUACAAUGAGAAGGAUCUUCCAAGGCUAAGUGUACUCAAUCUCUCCUCUAAUUGUAUCAGGACUUUGCCAGAUAAUGUUCUUUUACCUCUGAAAAAUAAAUGCCUAAAAGAGCUUCCAAGAUUACUUUUAAACUAUACCCUGCAAGGAAUUACAUUGGUCUGCGCCUGUGAAUUCAUUGAGGGCUCUGCCAUACGGCUGAACAACACUGCCUGUGUAGAAAUGUUGAAAAGCUGUGGAAACACAUCAGUGACCACUUCUAUAGGAAUUUGCCUUCUUUUCCUUUUGUUGAUUUGUGGAAUUGGGUGUAUUUGGCGCUGGAAGCACCGUGACCUGGUGCAAUUUACCUUACCAAGGUUCUUGCAAAGGAGGAGCAGCAGGAAAAAAAACUAUACUAAAACACUCUCAAGUCCCCUUGCUGUCAGCUCAAGACAUAAAAUCUCAGUUCAGACCCAAGACUACAAAUCUUCUGGGAGAGGGACUAACUCACAUGACAACUAUGAGAAUGUGGAAAGUGGUGCUCCCAAAGCUAAGGAAGAAACCAAUAACGAACUAUAUGAGAACACUCGGCCGACCAGUUUCGAGGAGCACAUCUAUGGAAAUGAGAUGCUGUUUCAAUAUUGUAACUUCCAGAAGCCUAGUACUCCCGAAGUCCCUCAAGAUGAAGACAUAUAUAUUCUUCCAGAUUCAUAACAACUUUUGAAAAUACUGGGUUUAGUUAUUAGAGGAUAAACAUUCACUGGGACUUCCAUUGUACUAAUGUCCUUCAGAUGAAACUCAGUGAUCUUUCAUCUGUCUCCACCCUCCUGAACCUUCUCUCUGUGUAUCACUGUGGAUUAAUUCCAGAUAUCCUCUUUGCUCACCUUUCCCUAGAUUAACUCUGUUUUAUGUUACAUUGAUUCUUCCUUCUAAAUGUUCCAUUAUUUUCUUCCUCUUAUUUCUAGCUCUAUCAUCUCCUUCUGGCUCAAGAUCUUUGUCAGUCUUCUAACUAGUCUUUCUGGCUCUAGUUUCUACACAUUCAGUCAGUUCCCAUGAUGCUGCCAAAUUUGUCUUCAGAAAAUACUCCCAAAUGCCACAACAACCCUUUGCUUAACACCUCUUAGUGAUCCUUUUUACAAAAGAUAUACUGUUUAUAAUUUUAACUCCAGAAUUUACAAUUUCCCACAGUUGGUUCCAUUUUACUUUUCCAGUGACUUCUACUAAUUUCUCACUACUCUGCUUUCAUCUGAAUACCUGCCAGACUCAUCCCUCAUCCUUAGCUUUGCUUGUCUGCCCUCUUUCAAGCCUGCCUCAGAUGCAACUUCUUCCCCAAGUCUUCUGAAUUAUUCCAAACUUAUCUUUCCCUUUUCCUUUUCUGAUUUCCUGUAGAUUUUGCUGCCUAUUUAAUUGUCUGCAUUUAAACAUAUGAAUGUUUUCUAUAGCAUUUUAUGAUUUGCUCUCAUAUGAGAAUGUCUUAAAUUCCUUAGUAAAUAGUAAGGAAUUGCCUCAUAUUCAUAUUUUAGUGCUCCACUCUUUAGACCAUCGUAUGAGGCAUUUGGUAUUGUUCAAUUGACAAGGAAUUAAAUUGUACAUUUUUUCACUAGUUUUGAGAAAAAUCUAAUAAAUUCAUCCAUUCAAGAAAUAUUUUUUGAGUACCUUCUGUCUCCUUUUACUGUACAUGGCAGGAGUAAAACAGCAAAAAGUAAGGCAUGGGCCUUGAACACAUAUUGUCUAGCAGGAAAGAAAAGGCAAUAAAUAAAUCCUGUGCUGCUUCUUAAGUGAUGAUAUCUUACCCCUGAACUCAGCCUUUUUUAAUGUGCUGCUCUGAAUCUCUCAGGCUGAGGCUCUGCAAACCACAGUUUUUCCUUUGCCAAGUGGAUCCAUAUUAGGUUCUCUGUUCAUAGGGAGCAGUGUGGAAGACUGGUAGGCAGUAGAAUCAAAAGGGGCUUGCUCUUUUUCUCUCUCCUUAUUGUCCCAGCAGGUAACCAUUGCCAUGGAAUUGACUACAGCAUCACCAAUUGUUGGCAGUUUCUAGUUUCUUUCAUUCCCAGAACCGACUUGGAUGCCCCCAGUCUGAGGUAGCAGUACCAGCCAGGUAACUCCUUCUCCUUGGAAUCUGUAAAGCAGCUCCUCAGCCUCCUCUGAGGCUCUGAGGUAUGGGCAGUGUUGAAUGGGACAGUCAGAGCUCCAGAUCCCAGCCCCAGGUGUGGAGCCAUCUCCUGUACUAGCUCUGCGGCACCUCAGUGUCCUCUUUUCAUCUUCCCAAACAAGUCCUUUUUGCUAAUUCUCUACAUUAAAUUCUCCCUGUUAAAACAAACUGGUAUGGUUACUAUUUCCCCAGGCGGACUCCAAUAUACAAAUAAAAAUGAUUGAGUAGGUGCUUUGAAGAAAAAAAAAACUUUCUGUUUUUGAGAGCAAGGGGCUUGGGUAGGAAGAAUUCUAAUAAGAUGAUCCAAAGAGGCCUCUCUAAGGACACACUUAGCCUGGGACUUGAGAGUGAAGGAGUUAACCAUGCAAAUGUGAGAUGGGCAGGAAUGGGACCAGCAUAUGAAAAUCUUUCGCAUUUAAUUGACACUAUGGUGGCUGAAGUGCAGCUCUAGUCUCUGGAGAAACAGCCACAGAAAUUAUGGAUGGACUCAGUAAGUGUGUUUGGUAAGGGAGAGUUAAGAUUGUGAGGUUAUGGGAAACAGAAAUCUAGAAGAGCCACCUUAUUUCUGGCUGGAGCUUCAGGGGCAAUUAUGAAACAUUUCAAUGAGAUGAGGAAGACUUAGUGAGAAAACAGUUUUGGAGGCUUCCAAAUGUACACCUUCCUUAAUUUCAAAUAAUGCGGACAUUGAAUUGAGGCAUUUGAGGGGUAGCAUACUAGGCUGAUAGUCCCCUCAGAGAUCCAUGUUCUUUCUCCAUUUCCUGUCAUCUUUAGUGCUGUAACUUUCAUCCUCAUUUGUAUUAUCUCAUGAUCACCAAGUGAUUGUGGAAUGUGCAAACCUUAUGCCUGUGUUCCAGUCCUGAAGAAGGAUGAAAGGAAAAGACAACAUCAGGAAAUACCUAUUUAUACAUCAUUGGCCAGAACUGUUACACAGAUCCAUGGAUACCACCAAGUAUCAGAGUGGUUGGGAAAUUGAAUUGUGACUUUUGAUGGUCUCCUAGGAAAGGAGGCAAGGGAAAACGGCAGUUGUAAAUUGAAUUUAGGUUAAUUAAACUACUACCGAAGGGGCAAAAUCAAUUUUAGACGUGUUUAUUCUGAUGAGUCCUGAGACUCAGGUAGAAAUACCUAGUUUCAGGGGUAUGUACACAUUUGGAUUUUGCAGAAGAGCUCCCAACUGGAUAUGUACUUUUGAGAGCCAUUUAGGUGGCAUCUACAGGAGCAGGGAUUUAUGGGCUCAGCUAGAGCAAAGAGUAGAGGACCAAGGGAAAAAGAAGGAGAGGAAUCCAGAAGUCCCCCCUCAGACUGCGGUAUUUCAAUGCUAGAUCAAUGAGGAGACUCUAGCAAAGGAGACUGAGAAAGAGUGGCCAUUGGGGAAUGCCGCAGAUUCCUAGCUCUAAGAAUGUUGGUUGGUAUUGUGAAACAUGAUAUAUUGACACAUCCAUUAUAGUUCAUUUUCCAGAGAUAGGAUGAAUAUUUGUUUUUUGUUUUUUUAGGAUGAAUAUUUGAUACUUGUGUAUUCUCUUUGGCCAGAAAAGAUGGUAAAGUCUGUGUAAAAGUAUUUAAUCCAUGAUCCCACCCAGUUCCUAUCUUGACUUCUUUUUUAAGCUAAUUGUAAGUUUCUUAUUAGUCGAGAACCUCUUCCUACUCUCCUUCCUAGCAGUUCUUGAUGGAGGUGGGCAAAGGGGAAUAGAAGAGUUUGUCAUUCGCUUCCUCUUUUUACUGUCCAUAACUCCAUUCUUUGUCUUCUCUCUGGUUUUGAUUCCCUCUUCUCUUCCUCAUCCUCUCAUUUCCCGUUCCUCCCUCACUUCUCCACAUCACCCCCCAACUCUGCCUUCUUCUUCUCUCUUCCUCUGAGUCCUUCAAAUUUUUAUUUGCUACCUGCAUCCUUGAUUACAGUAUUUCUCUGCCUUCUUUAAAACCCCAAAAGUAAAAAUGUCCUUGAGAGGUAAAGAUAAUAAAAAUCUGUCUGCAUCUUCUGAGAGCAACAGUUUGUAUUUGUGUUAUAAUAUUAGCAAAAGUGACCACUUACACCACAAUUAAAAGAGGAAGGAUGUCAGAGAUGAGGGAAAGGAGACAGGACCAUCAAAUGUAAUGAGGGUAGCUUUGCUUCAUACUCCCAGAAAUGUAGGCGUGUUCGCAUCCUGUGACUUAGAGCUAAUCUCUGAAGGACUCCAUGGCCAACAUCCAGCAACAGCGAGCACCUGGCUUCUUCGGCUUGCUCUCAGCCCUCAGCUUGAAACAUUUCACUUCACAUACUUUAUGAGUUUUCAUCAAUGAGUGGCAAGCUAUUGAACAAUAUUAAAAUGGUAUUUUAACUCACGUUUUACUUUAGCUGCUGGGAGAACAAUAAAUAUAUCAGAAAAUCACCUUGGCUACUUUUGUUACUGUUAAGACAUGAGGACCUCAAAGCAGAACAAGGGAAAAAGGAGACACUGCUUCUAUUUUUGAGGUCCAAGAGUCACUGACCUUAGUUAAAGUAUUAUGUACUAGAUUAUAAUCAUCAUCAGUUUUCUCUGCUCUGGAGUCAAUAAGAAGCUUCCAGGUAGAAGGAGGCUCCCUAAAGACAUCAGAAGACUGUUUGGAAUUUAAAAAUACUGUUUGCGGAAACUAAGCUCUACUGUCCCAAGAAGUGAAUGAAGUAUGGUCACUUAAUCGGAUGUUAGCAUCAGAGUGGUGCUCACCUCAUAUAAUCUUCUGAAAGAGUUUGUAUAGAAUUGGUAUUUCUUCCUUAAGUGUUUGUAUUAGUGAGGCUCUAUGGGCCUGGAAUUUUCUUUGUGAGAAGAUUCAAAAAUACAAAUUCAAUUUCUCUAAUUGAGAUAGGAAUAUUAAAUUGUCUAUUCUUGAAUGACCUCUGGUAGUUGAUCUUUCAGGAAAUUUGUCCAUUUCUUCCAAGUUGUUGAAUU